GAAAUAAUUCGAGAUCGGUCAGUGGAGCAUAGUUGACGGAUGUACACUCUGGCUUAUAUUGUUACCAGUCUCUUUAAUUAGCUGAGUUAAGAUGGAAUCGGCAAGGAGAAGUAAUGACGGAUGCUUUGUGAGUGCCACGACGGGCUUCAUUCUGACGUUUUUAGCCAUUUUGUUGGCGGUUGCAGCAGGAGUUUCGGUAUAUCUGAUACGGCAACCAAGUCACGUGACCUGUCAUUGUAACUGUUCAAACGAUCACCACCGAAAGGUGGUCAAAGCUGGAGAAAAUGUGCCCCACACCGCUGAAACCCAAGAGAAUGCCACGCUGACAUAUAAAGUCGAAUGUGCUACACAAAACUGCUCCACACGAAACAACUCACAAUCUGCGACUACAACAACGGGGCGGGAAAUGAACAACUCUUAUCGUCUGCCGAAAUCUUUGUCUCCGGUUUUUUAUAACUUGGAGAUUAAGCCGAACAUUUACGAGGAAGACCCAAAGAAUUUCACCUUCGAAGGACAAGUGAAGAUUAUGAUGAACUGUUCCAAGGAAACGACCAAUGUGACUUUGCAUAUUAAUCAGCUAAAACUACUCAAUGAUUCCAUCGACAUAAAGGGAGGUUCUGAUUGCCUGCACCCGCGGAUUGGCGUGAUGAAUUACGAGCGAGAUCUCGAGAGACAAUUCGUGAUUUUUCACCUGAGCGAAGCUCUGAAGCCCGGAUGUCAGUACAAUCUUACAUUGAACUUCACGGCUCCACUGACGGACAGCUUGUCUGGCCUCUUCUACAGUUCUUAUCAACAUUCAGGAUCAAACAGAUAUUUAGCCGCCACAUUAUUUUCUCCGGUAUAUGCGCGAACUGCUUUUCCGUGUUUCGAUGAACCGCAGCUGAAAGCCCGGUUUGCAGUCACCAUAGUAAGAAAGCCCAACUUUACCAGCCUCUCCAACAUGGACAUAAUAGGCACCACUGACAGACCAGAUGGAUAUGUGGCCGAUGAAUACAACGUGUCUCCGCUGAUGUCGACCUACCUGGUAGCAUUGGUGGUUUCCGAUUACCAUCAAAUGACUAAAUACACCAAAGAUGGCACCAAGGUUCGCCUGUGGGCUCCACGAGGAUCUUUACCCCACGGAGAACUAGCCCUGGACGUCGCUGUCAAACUUAUGGAGUUCUAUGCGGAUCACUUUGAGAUUCCCUACCCAUUGCCUAAACUUGAUUUCGUCUCGAUCCCGGACUACAUCGUGCUGGGUAUGGAGAACUGGGGACUAAUCACAUUCAAGGAGACCUACCUUCUGUAUGACCCACUGUACAACUCAGCCAGGAACAAGAAGCAAAUCGUUACUGUUAUAGCCCACGAGAUAGCACAUUUGUGGUUCGGCGACUUAGUAACGAUGUGCUGGUGGUCAGAACUGUGGCUCAAGGAAGGGUUCGCUUCAUACCUCGAAUAUAUUGGUGUACAUCACUUGUUCAAAGAAUGGAGGGUUUGGGAUUAUUUCGUGCUCUUCGACCUUCAUCUGGUGCUGUUACCCGACAGUUUGGGGAACACCUCACCCAUCGUCACACAAGCCGAGUCUCCAACGGAGAUUCAGAUGGCUUUCAGCGCAAUACCUUACUCAAAGGCCAGUAUGAACAUCUCACUUAUUCUCUAG
Liolophura sinensis is the source of this 1639-nucleotide messenger RNA. RefSeq names its product aminopeptidase N-like. Gene Ontology annotation, molecular function: peptide binding; metalloaminopeptidase activity; zinc ion binding. Gene Ontology annotation, cellular component: cytoplasm; membrane. Gene Ontology annotation, biological process: peptide catabolic process; proteolysis. Lineage: Eukaryota; Metazoa; Mollusca; Polyplacophora; Chitonida; Chitonidae. The record is from RefSeq and is a predicted model, not a curated record. The transcript has 8 exons. The coding region runs from base 92 to 1639 and encodes 515 amino acids.